Messenger RNA from Durotheca rogersii, 1603 nucleotides. RefSeq names its product DnaJ domain-containing protein. Lineage: Eukaryota; Fungi; Ascomycota; Sordariomycetes; Xylariales; Xylariaceae. The transcript has 4 exons. The coding region runs from base 1 to 1257 and encodes 418 amino acids. The record is from RefSeq and is a predicted model, not a curated record. Gene Ontology annotation, molecular function: Hsp70 protein binding; ATP binding. Gene Ontology annotation, cellular component: cytosol; nucleus; cytoplasm. Gene Ontology annotation, biological process: response to heat; protein refolding.
AUGGUCAAGGAGACUAAGUUAUAUGAUGCUCUUGGCGUCACGCCAACUGCGACAGACCAAGAGCUCCGAAAGGCGUACAAGACUGGUGCCCUGAAGUGGCAUCCCGAUAAGAAUGCACACAACCCAACUGCCGAGGAGAAGUUCAAGGAGAUAUCACAUGCCUACGAGAUCCUCUCCGAUCCCCAGAAGCGCAGCGUCUACGAUCAAUAUGGCGAAGCUGGUCUGGAGGGCGCCGCCGGAGGUGGGGGCAUGGCCGCCGAGGAUCUCUUCGCCCAGUUCUUCAGCUCCGGCUCCUUCGGCGGCGGCCUGGGUGGCAUGUUUGGUGGCAUGGGAGGCGCUUCCCGCGGCCCGCCCAAGGCGCGGACCAUCCACCACACCCACAAGGUAUCCCUCGAGGACAUUUAUCGAGGUAAAAUCUCGAAGCUCGCACUACAACGCUCCGUCAUCUGUGCCAAGUGCGAAGGCCGAGGUGGCAAGGAGGGCGCUGUCCGACGCUGCCCCGGCUGCGAUGGCCACGGUAUGAAGACCAUGAUGCGACAGAUGGGUCCCAUGAUCCAACGGUUCCAAACCGUCUGCCCCGACUGCAAUGGUGAGGGUGAGAUCAUCAAGGAGAAGGAUCGCUGUAAGGCUUGCAACGGCAAGAAGACCGUCGUCGACCGGAAAGUACUCCACGUGCACGUUGAUCGCGGAGUGAGAAGCGGCACCAAGGUGGAAUUCCGGGGCGAGGGUGACCAGGCUCCUGGUGUCCAGGCCGGGGACGUGGUCUUCGAGAUUGAGCAGAAGCCCCACCCUCGGUUCACCCGAAAAGAAGACGAUAUCCUCUACCGAGCUGAGAUCGAACUCGUCACCGCGCUAGCUGGCGGCACCGUUUACAUCGAGCAUCUCGAUGAUAGGUGGCUAAAUGUAGAGAUCCAGCCUGGCGAAGCCAUCGCGCAAGAUGCCGUGAAGAUGCUGCGCGGGCAAGGUAUGCCAUCUCACCGGCACCACGACUUCGGCAACAUGUACAUACAAUUCUCCGUCAAGUUCCCCGACCGUAAUUGGACGGCAGAUCCCGCAGCUUUCGAGGCCCUGCGAAAGAUACUCCCAGCCCCGUCGCUGCAGAACAUCCCUCCCACGGACGCCAUGACAGACAGCGUCGAACUCGAGGACUUGGACAACCAGGGACAGGCUCGGGCGUUUGGCGGUCAGAACGGUAUGGAGGAGGACGAUGAGGACGGCCACCCUCACGGAGAACGGGUGCAGUGCGCCCCGCAAUAAACACGGAACGACUGUUUUAGGGAUACCAAACUCCUUCAGGACUCGACGUCUACUAACCCUGCGAGGGUUCUCGUGGUUAUCGAGCCAGUAGAAAAAAAAACUACAUUCCCGGCGUAAUGUUUUUGCGGAACCAGAGUCGGGGAAUGGAUUGGCAUGGUUAAGAAGAGGGAUGCCGAGGUAGGUUGAUACGCGCUCGACGAAGGGACAGCCCGCGUCUCGCUUAGUGGAGAGGGUAGGUGACUCUGUUUGCGGCUAUUUCUCUAUCUACCCAUCCACCAUUGACCACACCGGGCGUCAUCCCCUCGUGACGCUUUUUUACGAGCUGGCGUUAAGACGGAUCAUAGAG